Messenger RNA from Penicillium samsonianum, 690 nucleotides. RefSeq lists its product as uncharacterized. NCBI's taxonomy places the organism in Eukaryota, Fungi, Ascomycota, Eurotiomycetes, Eurotiales, Aspergillaceae. The coding region runs from base 43 to 516 and encodes 157 amino acids. The transcript has 2 exons. The record is from RefSeq and is a predicted model, not a curated record.
GUCGCUGAAGGUGGGAACUUAGGACUUCUACCUAUCAACGUGAUGUUUUGUCUUUGGGCCGUGAGUGCCCUUCUUGCCCUCAAGGUGACAGCAGCAUUGACGGCUGGGUCCUCUUUGAGUUGCAAAGAAUCAAUGCAACACAACACAAUAUCGUUGUUCAGCCAUGCCCCCUUGACCUUCUCCUACGAGGUCCCUAACAACCUUGCCUGUGCUGCGAAAUGUGACGGGAUAUCUGGAUGUCGCGCCUGGCUGUAUUCCAGUUCUGGCCAGGAAUGUCAACUAUAUCGCGAAGAGCCAGUAUUCCAGGCACACAAUCCGCAUUUUAUAUCGGGUCUUUGUGACGGAGUCUCUAUAUCAUCUUCUAAGGCCGCCGUUUCGUCAUUGAUAUCAGCAUCAUCGAGUCAGCCUUCGAUCUAUCAACAACAACCCGAGCCGAGUGUCCACGCAAAACGCGACUGGUCUGGUCGUCGCUCUCAUUAUCAUGGUCAUAGAAACAGCCAUGAGCAUCAUGUGUAGCAUGAAUUUCUCCCUAGGGACACUUCCUGAAUCAUCGAGUAAAGGAAGCUUCGAGCGAGUGUUGUGGAAAUUUAUCCGAGAAUGGCUGCACACCUGCCGCGAGGGCACACUAUCCAUAAUUGCGGAGUAGAAAUAAUUUUACAUCCAUACUUCGUACACGAGCUUGGAUUUACA